AUGCGUCCCCCGACCCCGCUCACUCUCACUCUCGCACUCACGCCCCUCCUCCUCGUCACCACCACCACCGCCGCCGCCGCCGCUGCUGCUGCUGCUGCAACUACGAAUGCAACUGCAGAUGUAAACGUAAACAUCAACGUAAACACGACUGCAAAUUUAAACGCAAACGCAAACACAAACACCACACCCCAGCGCUUCUCCGUCCCCGUCCGCGACCCCACCUGCUCAAUCGACGUCUACACCGAAACGGUACGGCUGGUGCUGGGCCAGUAUACGACGAGGCGGCGGGUGGUGUACGAGACGGACAAAGCCAUGUUGGCGGAUGAGUAUGAUGGGGUGAUGUAUGGGUUUGGGUUGAGGUGGGGGGAUAAAGGGAGGGAAUGCCGCGCUCGUGUUGGAGAUAUGAAUGUUUAUUAUCAUGGGGUUGCGCGGCCGGGCGGGGUCUAUGUGGUUGAUAGUAGUGAGGAGCAGAGUGUGAAUGGGCGGGCGGCGCAUGACUGUCUAAUGGACUAUUUUACGGCCAUGUUGGUCGAGGAGUUGGGGUGUGCGGUUAAUGUGCAGGCGGAUAGAGGGGAUACGUGA
This is a messenger RNA of Plenodomus lingam JN3, 582 nucleotides long. The record is from RefSeq and is a predicted model, not a curated record. Lineage: Eukaryota; Fungi; Ascomycota; Dothideomycetes; Pleosporales; Leptosphaeriaceae.